This is a messenger RNA of Ruditapes philippinarum (Manila clam), 3390 nucleotides long. RefSeq names its product N-alpha-acetyltransferase 25, NatB auxiliary subunit-like. Gene Ontology annotation, cellular component: cytoplasm; NatB complex. Lineage: Eukaryota; Metazoa; Mollusca; Bivalvia; Venerida; Veneridae. Gene Ontology annotation, biological process: N-terminal peptidyl-methionine acetylation. The record is from RefSeq and is a predicted model, not a curated record. Gene Ontology annotation, molecular function: protein-N-terminal amino-acid acetyltransferase activity; protein binding.
UGGAGCUGAUAGCAGACAUGUACGAGAACGCACACAAGAAACGGCCAGAUAAUGAGGAGAUAUUAACGGCACUGUUCAUGGCGUACGUCCGUCUGAGUAAUCACAAGAAACAGCAGCAGACGGCAAUGACUCUUCAUAAACUGAAACCAAAUAAGAACCCAUACUAUUUCUGGGCCAUCAUGAGUAUUGUGAUGCAGGCUCACAACUGUGCUGACCAGAAUCUUGCUAGAAAAAUGUUCCUACCGUUGGCAGAACGAAUGACAAAAAAGUAUGUAGAGGACAAGAAGAUAGAGGCAGAGGCUGAGGUACAAAUGUAUUUAAUCAUUCUGGAGUUGAUGGAAAAAUGGGAGGAAGCCUUAAAGGUGCUAGAAGGACCUCUUUCAGAGAGAUUAGUGAGUGAGUUAAACUUUAAACAAACCAAGUCAACAGAACUGUAUUCAAAACUCGGCAAAUGGUCACAGACAAAUGCAGAGUACAGGAAACUACUCUGUGACAACCCAAAUCAUAUGGCCUGGUGGAAAGAGUACAUAAAGUCAGCGCUAAAAUUGUCUACAGAAAAAUGGCAGCCAGAAAAGGACAGUACUGAUGUAGUAGAUAAUACGGAAGAGAAGGUUUUACUAUUUAUAGAAGAGAGCCGGAAGAAAAGUGAAGGAACACGACAAGAUAGGGGUUCAUAUCUGGCUCACCUAGAGUUGAUUAAACAAAUACAAGAAUUAGAUGGAUCGCCUUGUCGGAAAUAUGGUGAUCCUGUGGAGUUACUAGAGAAUUAUUAUGACCUGUUUGGAGUGUGUUACUGUUGUUUUAGUGAUAUCAGAACAUACCUGGAGGUGUUAGAUUCAGAAGAACAAAUUAAGUUAGCAGAAAGAAUACAAGCAAAGAAUGUAUUGAUUGGUGAAGAUGAUUCAAUUAUUUAUGUAGAAAAUAUCAAACAAAUGCAGCGGCAUUUAACAUCGUUACAACUGUGUAGAUGUUUAGGAUGUCACGCAAAACUUAGUAAAGAUGAAAAAUUAAAAUUAGCCAAAGAAUUUGUAGAUAGACAUAAACAUGGAUUACAAUUCGGUAAAGAGUUACUGACAACAGACCUGCAAUACUGUGAUACUUACUUACUCCUAGCAGUAGCUUUAAUGUUAGACGUCUGGCAAAACCAUGGUGAACGUGGUGUUGUUUGGCAGAUUAUAGUUUUACUGGAACAAGGAUUGAAGGCCAGUCCUUCCAGUUUCCAGAUGAAAUUAUUGUUGAUUAGACUUUAUUGUACCAUGGGAGCAUUUGGUCCAUGUCCUGCCCUUUAUGACGGUAUGGAGAUUAAACAUAUCAUGAAUGAUACUCUAGGACAUAUUGUGUCAAAUCAUGUUGGUAGACUCGGUCAUUUCAUGUCGGCAUGUGCAAUGUAUGGAACUAUGUUACGCUUCUUCACUGUCAACCAUAAAGAGACUGCAGAGUAUUUGAUAGCUUCUUACAAAUAUGGAUCUUUUACAAAGAUUCAUGAAUUUGUGAAGUUCCGAGAUAGAUUACAAAAUUCACUACAGUAUGCCAGUGCUACAGCAGAAAGAAUGCUUCUAGAUCUUGUUCUAGAAACUAAUAGUCAUAUAAGUACAGAACAGAUGGUAAUGUACAUGGAGAUUGACCCUGCAAAAGACAAAACAAAUUUUGAUGAGCUAUGUGAUAAUCGUGAUUAUUCUGUGAUUUUGAAUUGGGAUCCUAGAAGUCUGUGUGACAUGAAACAAAUACAGCAGCAUUCAUAUAAAGAAGAGAUUGCAUGGUUAAAGGUACGGAACCUUACGUUACGGAUUCUUGCAGCGUCUGUCAUGUUAGGUCGGGAAAUAGACCAUGAUCAUCAGACAAACAACGGCCUAACAAAGGAUGGCAAGAAACCUAUACAUUUAGUACUACAAGACCUACAAAUGCAGCUUACAGAACAUAUACACAGCUGUGAGGGUUGUUAUACUCAGGAAUUUAAGUAUCCAAUUCAGGGACCGUUUCGAACACGGCUGUGUGUGUAUCUACAGGGUAGCUUCUAUACAGUGUUCUUAGAAAUGUUAGAUAAUGUAGUAUAUAUACAGAGUCUACAGGACAUGGAUGUAGAUAAUGUGGACAGUGCAAAAGAAGAAAAGCUCAAAACCAGUGUGCCAAAGAUGUUGACAGAGGUGUUUGAGAAACACAGAUGUAGUUUACUAGCAGAUAAUGAUGAUAAGAAGUUCAUUAACCCAUCUGUCAUAGAAAACAUGGUUCUUGUAGCUGAAACCGUCUCGCAUUUAUGUGUACUGUUAGGGGUGUGUUAUAGAAUGUUAAAACCAGUCAAAACCGUGCUGUCCAAACGGAACAAAAAGAAGAAAAGCAACACUAUUCCUAUGCCAUGUACAUUUGAGAAUUAUAACUUCCUAUUGAAGGAAGUGGAGGCUGUAUGUCAGGGGAUACAUAAGGCCGUGACCGAAUUAGACCCUGUGUUCCUUUCCUUAGAUCUCAGUAGCUUAAAGCUAUCACAACCAUUUGCAGAAGAUGAGGAGUAUGCUGAUAUAGAGAGGGAGAUGUGGAAGAAUAUAGAGACAAGUUAUCAGCAAUCAUUUGUUGAGGUGACAGAAUUCCUUCACAAGAAACUACAAUAUCUUGGUGGCAUUCAUUUAUGAUGAUUCUAGCACUGUAUAUAGUGUAAAUAUAAAAUGUUGGGCGGAGCAUCCACAGUAUGGGCGGAGCAUCCACAGUACAUAGUGUACAUGAUAGUGUCAAUCAUUUCCUGACAAAUCAACAAAUCAUGGUUCGGCACUUAAAGUGUCUGUGCUUGAUCUUCAUAACUCUGUUGUUCAGGACACAGAUUGGAUUUUUUGUAAGAAACAGUGCAGCUGAAUGUUAAAUUCUGUGAAUUUUAGCAACUUUGCAUAUGUCUGAAGUAUAGUUUUACAGCAGUACCUUAAGAAUGUAUGUUUUUUCCCCAGGUUAUGUUAUAAACGCGUAUGAACUCUCCAGCUUCAUUUGUUGGCAUUUCCCCUCCCCCUCCCAUUGCAUUUGUGAUAUAUGUUGAACCUUUUGUUUUUUACCUGUUUAAUUCUGUGACAGCUAGUGGCAAACACAAAUGACCUUUGCAACCAGUAUAACCCCAGGCCAGCCUUCAUGUCCAUGAAUUCUGAAAAAGGUGCUGUAGUCUAGUACUGGUGCAACUCUCCAGGAACGAUGGUUAGGAAACUACCCGCCUAUAUGACUGAAACAAACAAACAAAACCUUAAACCACCAGGACAUAAGAGGGCAAGCAUAUUGCACUGUUUCAGCAGAGCUAGAGUUUAAUCUUACCCUGCUGGCGGCAUGAAUAUACCCUCACCACCUUGCAGAUCAAUAUCAGCCAGCACUUCCAUGUCAUUUAUCAUGGUCUGCACUGUUCACUUAACAUUCAGUACACAC